Daldinia loculata is the source of this 1931-nucleotide messenger RNA. RefSeq lists its product as uncharacterized. NCBI's taxonomy places the organism in Eukaryota, Fungi, Ascomycota, Sordariomycetes, Xylariales, Hypoxylaceae. The coding region runs from base 353 to 1561 and encodes 402 amino acids. The record is from RefSeq and is a predicted model, not a curated record. The transcript has 5 exons.
ACAACCAUAGCAAAGUCCCGAUCCUCCGACUUGAUCGAGUGUGUGAUGGCCUCCGCACGGCCCCCCUCUCAUGAUUUGCAUAUGUAGCUCUGUCGACUAUUUCGUCCACUGAAUGGAUCUAGUGAGGUGAUAAGUGACAUCAAUCAGAUAGGGAUGAAACCACGUUGACGAAGCACCCUCACUGCUCCCUUGCUUCACGGUUGAGCGGAGGCUCUCUCUGAGUAAAGGUAUCGAGAUUUCAUAACCACCGAAAGAACUGGAUAUCUUAGGUACGAUAUCUAUUAAAUCUAUAUUACUUCGAUACCCGGCAUUUCUCGACCGUAGACAGACGUCGGGUAGGAGGCAAGAAAACAUGAUGGCGACGUUCCGAGUUUUGUCGUUCGCAGCCCUUUGGCAUGCAUCGGCUGCGUUACUUGUCGCAGAUGGGUCACCAUGCGAGACGCAAUGCGGUAAUGUACUUGGCUCAACAACAAACGAUAUGAUAGUCUGCGAGGAUUCGGAAUACAGCGUCGAAUCAUCAGGCCAAGUCUACGAAGCCUGUAUCGGCUGCGAGUCGACGAGUUCGUACGCAACACCAAACGGGGCACAAAACAAAUCCGACUUACAGUAUAUGCUCUAUAAUAUGCGAUAUGCUGUCAACGUAUGUUUAUUCGACGCUAGAACAACCCCGUGCAUCACUUCCUACGCUUGCGGUAACAUCGAACAAGCGAUCAAGUACGGUAAUCUUACAUCCAGUAGCUCGAUAUAUGGCUACUGUGACCAGUGGACCGACUAUAACCUUAACAAUUGUCGCUCUUGCUUGACCUCUUCACCUAACAACAACUACCUUAGCAACUAUAUAUCGAUUCUGGAUGGCGCUUGCAGACUAAGACUUGAGCCACCAGCUACCCUUCCCUUGCAAGGUAACAUCUUUUCUACGGACGCCGUGAAUGUGACGGAUCCUACGCCUACAGCCACAUUCUCUCCUCCAGGGUUGAAAGGCCCCUUGGACUCCGGUGCUAUUGCUGGUAUUGUCGUUGGUGGCCUCGCCGUUCUUCUUACCAUCGUCGGAUGUGGGAUCAUUGUCAAUGGCAAGCGCCGGAGAAAGGCAUACCUCCGCCGUCGGGAGCAAACCACUAAGAACUGGCCCUCAUCUCAAGGCGGUGGUGAGAUGUUUGAGACACCCAUUAGUCAGAAGCCUCUCCGGGGCUGGCAAGACUCGCCUAUCAGUGCAUCAACCCAGACUGCCUUCACACCCUACUUCUCGCCUUACUCCUCUCAAUAUAAUAGUCCCGUCAGCGGGGUCGAAGGCCCUAACAUGACAUGGCCAAUAGAGAAGUCUGAUAAUAUCGGUAUUGCAAUAAGCCCGGACCGUGAGGUCUACUCGCCAUGGAGUGAUAAGAAGGGCAAGGAAAAGGUUGCAAGUGUAGGAGAUGACGGCUACGAGCUGCAAGAGGGCGUGAACAGUGCCGGCGGUUACGAAAACAGGAUUCAACCCUCGCACGCCUAUAACCCGCCUUUGCUAAACCAUCCCGGUUACGGGAGACGCAGUACAGGAUCUCGGGAAAGCCCGCGAGAGUAAGAAGGGGUACGGCAUAGUUACCGCCUAUUAGGUGGUAUCGUUGGAUAUGGUGCGGCUUGAAUCUUUUACUCUUAUAAUAUUAGCGAGGAGUUGUGGUGUACGAUGAGAUACCUAAAGGUCGUGUUUGACGAGUCACGAUAGAAUUUCCUUGAUCAUCGAGGAAUAUAUGCUAUAAUUUCGGGUUGAGGGGUGGCGGCCUUGAUUUGAUUGGGGAAGAUUUAUACCAUGGUAGUUGAUUUGACUGUUUAAUUGGUUUACACAAUUGAUUGAGGGUAUAGAUUCGUCUUGAGAAUUCUGAUUGCCAUACCUCAUGAAUCACCAGUACCAAGCCUUCACUCAAUUUCACCCAAUCCCACCUUAUCGUCAUUGC